This is a messenger RNA of Plodia interpunctella (Indianmeal moth), 3129 nucleotides long. RefSeq lists its product as uncharacterized. Lineage: Eukaryota; Metazoa; Arthropoda; Insecta; Lepidoptera; Pyralidae. The transcript has 12 exons. Bases 176 to 1771 code for a protein of 531 amino acids. The record is from RefSeq and is a predicted model, not a curated record.
GCCACUUUGACUUGUUUCGAUUUGUUUACAAUUGUGUUUUAAUCGGCAAAUUAAUUGAUCGCGUUUUUUAUUACUUCAAUAUAAUUCGUUUCACAGUGUAACGUAAUUUUUCAUAUAUUUUAAUUUUCGAAGCGUAACUUGUGAUAUAUAGAAGUAUAUAUUAGUGGAGGAAAAUAUGUAUGAACCACCGCCUCAGCCGCCCCGUGCUAAGAUUCCCAAAGAUGGGCUGGGACCCAGGGGAUUCCCAGACUGCUAUUAUACAUCAAGGGUCCUAAACUCGACAUUUCGCUACGUGAAGUUUGUGAAGAAGCUCCGCGCGGAAGAAGAAGAUCACAGGAAGGGCGCAGAGAAUAAAUUGAAGGAGUUGAAGGAGAAGCAGAAUAGUGACUUUUUCAUCAGCUGUGAUAGAAAAUCAUUGAUUAACAAUGUGGCUCGCCGCGUCGACUUAUGCCUGCAGUCUUAUGAAGACGACCUGAAGCAGAAGAGACGCAGGUUGAUAGAACUCCUGCAAUACGAAGAAGAAGAGAAUAUUCGCAAGUUCGUGGAACAGGCGCAAGCGGGCGCGGAAGCGAUUUGGCAGGACAAGAAGGAUAGACUGAAAUAUCUAUUGGAGAAGAGGAAGAAGGAACAUGAGGAGAAAUACAAGGAUACGCCGUUAUCGAAAUGUGUUCACGUGACUCCGUGCUUAUACAAGAUACGCGCCAAGGAAGCGGAGGAGAUACAACUAUACCAGAUCAAGGAAAAGCAAGCCAUGAAGAUGGCGGAGAAAGAGUUUGACAAGAUGUGGUAUGACGUCGCGAUGAAGGAGUCUGAAGCUUUGGCAGCGCGUAUGGAACAAGACGUGAUCGAACGCAAGCGCAAAGACCACGAAUGCAAGGAGUACUCGGAUGAACAACUGAGGCAGAGGGAGAUACAGAAAGAGAAGGACAGGGAGAUGCUGAAACAGGAAGCUCUGUGGCUGAGGAGCAUCUGGGACCAGGAUAUUAAGAAGGAGGAAGAGGCCGAGCGCAAACGCGCCGAGAGCCGCAAAGUGAUGGCGGACGAACGCAAGGCCAUGAUCCUCGAACGCGAGGAGACCGUGGCGAAGCGCGCGGCCGACGCGAAGCUGAUCGGAGACACGUGGGACUCGCUGGCCGGACAGGGAUUGGCUGACGAGAUGGCCAAGAUCGAGUUGGCUAGAAGGAAGGAGCGCGACUUGGACGAAUGUAACCGAAAGAUGAUAGCGCUAAAAGAGGAAAUCGCUGUGAACGACGUAAAAGACGAUCACAUGUUCUUCGAAGAGGCGGCGAGGCAGCAAGAGGUCAUUGACAAGAAGAGGUGCGAAUACCAACUGUGGUCACAGAAGACUAACAGAGAUGUACGCAAAGCUAUGAUAGACCAAAUCAAAGAUCGUAAAGACGCCCGCGAAGUCUUAGCAAAGAAGUUGAAGGAGCAAGACGAAUAUCAGAACUUGUUGUUCUCCCAACUGACGCAACUGACAGAUCACAAGAAACUGACAGACGCACAGGCGAGGAAGAACCAUCAAAGGGCUUUGGUUGAGCAGAUCGAGUAUAAUAAGCUGUUGAAGGAGCGCGCUAGACAAGAGGAACUGGAUCAAAGACGUAAAGCUGAGCAAGCCACAAGAGAAUACGAUGAAGAAAUAAAGAGGAUGCUAGCUCGGCCCUUCUACAGCGAUGAGUUACAUCCGUUUAUGAAACAGAUGGCUAAAGGGCUGACCAUACCUAAGAAGUGUCCAUGUUCUAGACCGGACUACUGUAAAGACUGCGAAUAAUGUUGUUUUUUAUUUAAUAAAUGCUUUGGUUCGAUUCGUGUUUUAAAUUACUUACUAGCGAGAUUGUUUUUAGCGAUUGUAAUGAAUGAAUUUAUGUUAGUAAAAAAAACUGAAUAGUAUUUUAGUACAAUACAAACGAAUAGUCAACAGGCAACCAUGGUAUUUAGUAGUACGAAGUACUACUAAUUCCAUGCAGGCAACACUUAUGUUAUUGAUAGACAAUGUCAGUGUCAAUUUGACAUUUCCGCUCCCGCCUGCUCCCGCCUUAUCUUAGAAAGAUACUCUUAUUUAAAUUUUUUUGCUGUAUGAAAUUUAUAAAAUAAAGACUACCUACACAUAAAAAUACGUGAAAGACUGAAAACCUAUUGUCUUCUUGAGUUUAGAAACUGAUUAGUAAAUCGACAUUGUUUCCAGGGCCUCAAGCGGAAAUAAGUCCUAGAGGGAAGUAACAAAAUGGGUGACCAAAUAGAAGAUAAUUACAAUGAUUUGAUGGAUGAUAUAAAUGAUCAUAGGGAGCGACGAGAAAUCGCAUCUGUCUCUAACGAUUCCAAUCUUGGAUCCUCGGUUACUAACUUCGGAGUUGACGUAGACAAUGCAGAAGAAAAUGCACAAUAUAUUUUAGAAAAUCAAGAUCCACACGCUGUUAUUCAAGGUGUAGGUGUUGGAGCAGUUGGAGAUAGAAUAGUUGUUACAACAAAGAGUGAAAGUGGUUUAAGUACUUCAAUUUCCAAAACAAGGAGCAGUGAAUUUUUUCCUAUAAUCAUAGAGUAUCCAAGAGAACAGUCCUUAGAGACUCAAUCUUUAUUGAGUGAUACCAGUGAAUGUGAUGUAGAUAAUGAAGUGGUUGAUGAUGAAACUAAUAGCAAUGCAAUCAAUAAUGAAGAAUUGGAAAAUUUAACAGAACAACUGCAAGAUCUUGAGCUAACAUCAUUUGAUUUAGCAAUAAAAAAAGGAUAUUUAGAACAAGCAAUAGUUUACUAUAAUCAUUAUCGGGGUGAUGGUGAUGAGUAUUAUGAAGUUGUAGCAAAAAUGUUAAGACCUAGCUCACAAUGCUAUAGCUGUUCUAGAGACAUAAAUUAAUAAUCAUGCUUUAAAAAAUUGCUAAUUCAUGUUCAAAAAAAUAUGAAUUGACAAGGAGAUUGUGCUCUCACGGGUCUGCUCUCUAUACAAAACGUUUUUAUUAAUCUAUUAUAGUAUUGUUUUUAGGUAUCUUUUAAUCAAUCAGCUUUUAAGAUUUUAAUUUCUGUUCAAAUAUGUGUAAUAAUUAUCUUUUUUAUAUUCUGUUUUUUAUUAAGUAGAUAUAUUUUAUAAUUUAGAAAUCUGGUGUAUAUUAUUUAAAAUAUACAUGAUUUAUUUUA